Molecule: messenger RNA, 1313 nt
Organism: Punica granatum (pomegranate)
Lineage: Eukaryota; Viridiplantae; Streptophyta; Magnoliopsida; Myrtales; Lythraceae
Source: RefSeq, a predicted model, not a curated record
GCCUGCGCGCCAGCAUUUGCAGUCGGAGACGGAGACACGUCAGCCCAUACAGCUCCCAUUCGCCGGCCGGGGAGAGAUUGAGAGAACGCAACGAUUUGGCCAUGGCCUGCUCAGCCUCACUGUCCUCCUCAUCCCCCAUUUGGCUGCAGUCCCGCCACGCCGCCGCCGGUGCCGCAUUGAACCCCUCCGCCACUAGGAGGCUCCCGGGCAAGCCCAGGCCCAGGCCCAGGGCCCUCACCGUCCGGGCAGCAGCAGCGGCCGACCUCUCGUCCGUGGACGGAGCUACAAUCGCGGCGAUAGGCGGGGGGUCGGUGGCAGCGCUGGCGGCGGUGCUGACGCUGACGGACCCUGACAGGAGGAGGAAAUUGCAGGCGGAGGAGGUCGGGGGAGGGGACAAGGAGGUGGUGAGGGAGUACUUCAACAGCACCGGGUUCCAGCGGUGGAAGAAGAUCUACGGCGAGACCGACGACGUCAACCGGGUCCAGCUCGACAUCCGGCUCGGCCACUCCAAGACGGUCGAGAACGUCCUCGAGAUGCUCAAGGACGAGGGCCCCCUCCAGGGCCUCACCGUCUGCGACGCCGGCUGCGGGACCGGCUCCCUCUCCAUCCCUCUUGCGAAGGGAGGCGCCGUCGUGUUCGCCAGCGACAUCUCCGCCGCUAUGGUCUCCGAGGCUCAGCAGCAGGCGAAAGAGCAGCUCGGAGGUUCGAGUUCUGGCUCUGGGGCGAACACCGUGAUGCCGAAGUUCGAAGUGAGGGAUCUGGAGAGCGUAGAUGGAAAGUACGACACGGUGGUGUGCCUGGACGUCCUGAUACACUAUCCCCAGAGCAAGGCGGAUGGGAUGAUCGCCCACCUCGCGUCCCUCGCCGAGAACCGGCUCAUCCUUAGCUUCGCCCCCAAGACAUUCUACUACGACCUGCUGAAGAGAGUGGGGGAGCUGUUCCCGGGCCCUUCCAAGGCGACGAGGGCUUACCUCCAUGCCGAAGCCGAUGUCGAGAGAGCGCUGCGGAAGGUCGGGUGGAAGAUCAGGAAGAGGGGACUCAUCACGACCCAGUUUUACUUUGCAAGACUGGUCGAGGCUGUUCCCGCAUAAUGUAUACCAUUAGACAAUCACUACGUAUUUGAUAUCAGAGAGUAGCGAAGCGACGUUUGCGGUCCUCGGAAAACCUUUGAUGCACGAGUUGUUUUGGGCUCUAACAUCGCAAUUUCGAAUCGGCACGUACCAAAGCGAUUCUUGAUGAAUGUAAACAAGCGUAUCUUCCAAAAUAGACAUGAUAUCCUUGUCCGGCAAUAAAUAUUACAUUGCGUUUCGGUA